UUUUGAGGAGAGAAGAAAACAUCAGAUUCCCAUAAUUUGCGGUGGUGUUUAUCCGACGAAGAUAUAGCGCCACAAUAAUGAAAAUCUGAAAAUCGAAAUAUUUAUAUAAAGCCCAGCACUUUCUCGGUGAUUCCCCUAAAACCCCUCUUGUCCAUUCCCUUCUCUCUCUCUCUCUCUCUCUCUCUCUCCCCUUCACUCUGACUCUCUUUAAUUAGCACUUGAACCUCCAUAUUUGACGCUAGCUUCCCUGGAAGCUCUUUCUCUGCAUCGGAUCUGGGGUUUCUUCGCGUUCUUUUGAAGGAAAGGGGGAAAAAAGAAGGGAGGUUGUUGUUUAAACUUUAAAGGUUGAUUGUUCUUUGGGAAAGCGCAUGAGCCGUGUCGAACAAGUUAAAUUGCAUUCAAUUAAGCUGUCUUCCAUUUGUUUGCAAGUUAAAUUGGAAAGUGUUGUUUGCUUGAUGAAGCUAGAUAUCAAGUUUCACCUGUAAAACUAAUAUAUAUGUUGCAAAGAGGUAAUUCCUUAUAAUGGGUUGACUCCAAAGUUUCAAAUUUGGCUGUUUCCUUUUGAGGGGUGAAAAUAUCGUGGCUUUGAUAAUUUGGAGUGUGGGGAACAGGUUAACAAUUACGUUGGGUUAAUUGGUUGUAAUGGAUCAUAAGAGUCCGAGGGAAAAAGACUCUGAAGUUGAUCUUGAAAGUGGGGUGGUAGUUAGUGAAGAAGAUUCAAGCGACAGCCCUGUUUCGAGUGCUAAGAAGCAGGCAAAGACAUUAAUUUCUAAGGUUUGUGGUGGACUUUUGGAUGGAUCAGUUAAGGUUGAAGAGAGGGUCAGUUUGUGUGGCAAUGGGUCCAAUUCCAAUGGACUCUCCCCCGAGAAUUUGAAAGUGGCAACAAACAAGAUGUUGCAAGGAAAUGAAGGUACAGAUCACACAGAGAAGACACGGGUGAAGGAUAAGCGUAAGAAGACAAGCAAUAAAAAACCUCCUAAACCUCCCAGACCUCCAAGAGGCCCAUCAUUGGAUGCAGCGGACCAGAAGUUAAUCAAGGAACUCUCUGAGAUUGCCAUGUGGAAACGUGCAAGGAUUGAUCGGAUGAAAGCCUUGAAGAAGAUGAAAGCUGCUAAGGCAUCAUCUUCCAAUAGCAGCAUAUUUGCCAUGGUGUUCACCAUUCUCUUCUGUCUUGUGCUAAUCUUUCAAGGAAUUUCUUCUAGAAGAAGCUCACCUGUAAGCUUCGAGGGAUCUCCUGUGUCUGGAGGAGGAAUGGAGGGCAGUUUCAUCUCCGUUCAGUACUACCCAAAUCUGUCAUCAACUGCCCCAAAUGGGCCUGGUUCCGAGUCCCCCAAUAUCGUAGAGCAGGUUGCUGGUUCAGAUCCGCGGGAGAAGCUGAAAAGAUGGGCAGGAUGAUAUUGCAAUGUUGUUGCCUAGUCUAUCUGGAAGAACAAAUUUCCAUAUCUUUUGAAUCCUCAUGCAAGCCAUUGAUACUUCCACUUUUUUGUUUGAAUGGUCUACUGAAGCUGAUUUAUCCCCUGUAUGUACAGAGAGAGAGAGAGAGAGACAGAGAGAGACAGAGAGAGAGACAGAGAGACAGAGAGAGACAGAGAGAGGGAGGUUACGUACGAUACAAUUUUUAGUAGUGUUCUGCAGGUGAUGUCAAGUGCAUACUGAUAAGUUGCCUUCUUUGCAACCUGUCCAAAUAAAAUUAUGGUAAUUAUCCUACUAGUUUAGUUUUCCAAGAUUUAGAAUCGAAAUUCUUUUCCCUUGUAAA
Prunus avium (sweet cherry) is the source of this 1756-nucleotide messenger RNA. RefSeq lists its product as uncharacterized. The record is from RefSeq and is a predicted model, not a curated record. NCBI's taxonomy places the organism in Eukaryota, Viridiplantae, Streptophyta, Magnoliopsida, Rosales, Rosaceae.